Molecule: messenger RNA, 1239 nt
Organism: Lotus japonicus
Lineage: Eukaryota; Viridiplantae; Streptophyta; Magnoliopsida; Fabales; Fabaceae
Exons: 3
Coding region: 1-1239 (412 amino acids)
Source: RefSeq, a predicted model, not a curated record
AUGGGCCUCAAUGACUUUAGGACAAUCUCGCUUGUGGGGUGCAUGUAUAAGAUAGUAUCCAAGAUUCUAGCAAGUAGAUUGAAAAUCAAGCUUUCAAAGUUAAUUGAUGUCAACCAAUUUGCUUUCUUAGGGGGGAGAAACAUGUUGGAUAGUGUGCUUAUUGUGAAUGAGAUUAUCUCGGAGGCAAAGAACAAGAAGAUUCCUUCAUUGGUUUUCAAGGUUGACUAUGAGAAGGCUUAUGAUUCGGUUCAAUGGGAUUUCCUCCUCUGCAUGCUCCAAAGAAUGAACUUUUGCAACAAGUGGGUGACUUGGAUUAAGGGGUCCUUGGAGUCCAAUUCCGUGUCGGUGUUAGUCAACGGGAGCCCAACCCAAGAAUUCAAAAUGUGGAAAGGAUUGAGGCAAGGUGACCCAAUUGCACCCUUUCUCUUCUUAAUAGUGGCGGAAGGUCUUAAUGGUCUCCUUAAGAAUGCGAUGGAAUUUAACAAAUUCACCGGGUUCAAAGUGGGGAGGCAAGGCGAAGUGGUGAUUUCGAUGGUUCAAUUCGCGGACGACACCCUUUUCCUAGGGGAUGCAACAACUCAGAAUGUAGUGACUCUAAAAUGCAUACUUAGAUGCUUUGAGUUGGUGUACGUCGGGAUUGAAAAGGGCAUCAGCGACUGGUUUGACACAAAAAUUUAUAGGACUGUGGGGGAAGGAAAUGCAGCAAAGUUUUGGUCGGAGGCUUGGUUUAAUCAGGAAAAGCUUCUUAUCAAAUUUCCAAGACUUUAUAAUAUUACAAUUCAGAGAGAUUGCUGCAUCAGAGAAGUUGGAUUUUGGUUAAAUGGGAUUUGGAAUUGGGACUUGAAGUGGAGAAGAGACUUGAGGGAGUUUGAAGCAGCACAAUUUGAUGUUUUAAUUGACUAUCUUCGCUGGGCUUGGAAAGCAACACCGGAAGGUUUUUUCACAGUGCAUUCAGCAUACUGCUUGCUGCAGGGGCCAAGGUCUUUGGACCCGAAUGAUGUCUUUAAACAGCUUUGGAGCUCUCGAGCACCACCAAAUGCAGUGUCCUUUGCGUGGCGAAUCAUUCUAGACAAACUUCAGACCAAAUCCAACCUACUGAUACGUCAUGUUCUGCAUUCAGCGGAGGAGACCCUGUCAGGAGCCACUUCCUUCAACAUGUGUACUGGUGCUGGUCUGAAAAUCAACGAAGGAGCUCAUGGGCAGUUUGGAUCUCGGUUGUAUGGACAGUAUGGACCGUGA